UGCGCAAUUGGUUCUCUGCGUGCUCCGUUCCAGAUUGUGUGAAGCUAAAGAUCGCGUUUUAUCGGCAAAUUACUUGCAAAUUGGUCUGCCUUUAAAAAUAAAAAUACGAUCAAUUCGAUGUUUAUAAUCAACUAUGACAAAAACGUGCGGCUGUUAUAAGUAGAAACUGUGAUUAUUUUAAUUUGUUUUUUGUGAAUAAGUUACGGUUCUGCAAAUAUCGGUACUAUUAGUUUUUAACACCGAAAAUGGCAGCCCUACCACGCAGAAUAAUAAAAGAAACUCAACGUUUAUUACAAGAGCCGGUACCUGGAAUAAGUGCAGUUCCCGACGAUAGUAACGCUAGGUAUUUUCACGUGAUAGUGACUGGCCCUGAAGAUUCACCAUUUGAAGGAGGUUUAUUCAAAUUAGAAUUGUUUCUUCCAGAGGAUUAUCCCAUGUCCGCUCCCAAAGUGCGAUUUAUAACUCAAAUUUAUCACCCCAACAUUGAUAGAUUGGGUAGGAUUUGUUUAGAUAUAUUAAAGGAUAAAUGGAGUCCGGCACUUCAAAUUCGUACAGUUUUAUUAUCGAUUCAGGCACUGCUCAGUGCACCGAACCCGGACGAUCCGCUGGCCAAUGAUGUUGCCGAAUUGUGGAAGGUAAACGAAGCAGAGGCCAUUCGUAAUGCCAAAGAGUGGACUCGUAAAUACGCAAUGGAUAACUAAUUUAGGAUCGUUUUAACAAAUAUGAUUGUUCUAUUUCUUCGCUUAUAUUCUGCUGUGUCUACAACACGUGUUUAUUGUAGCCAGCAAAUUAGAACGUUUAUAUUUGUUACGUUGAUCAGGUGUUAAUAUCUUGUCACACACGUUUAAUUCCUACUUUUUUAUAGUUUUUUUCUGUCAACUUGAAAAAACUAAACCUUUCUCAAUAAACGGAAUACAGUAGAACGUGCUUAAUUUGAGUAAGUGUAGGGUUAUUUAUACCAAAAAUUAUAUUUAUUGAACCCUUAAUUUAGCUGUACAUCAGAUUACGUUCAUUUUCAGUAUUUGUGUUGACUGUUAAGCAAAUUCUACUGGAUUUGUGAAAGCCUAAGCUUUAGUUCUUCAUGUAAAAAAUUUUUUUCUGCUGUAAUUAUUAUAUUCAUCGUAAUUUGUAAAUCGAGGAGUUAAACCCAAGGCAGGGAUUCAUUUUGUAUGGUAGAAGUCAAGGCACUGAUUAUGGCAUUCUGCUGCACUAGGUGUUGAUACUAGUAUGCUGUAAAUAUGGUAUGUAAGGCUUUUUACAAAUAAAUUAUUAGUUUAAACGUU
Messenger RNA from Photinus pyralis (common eastern firefly), 1283 nucleotides. RefSeq names its product ubiquitin-conjugating enzyme E2 N. Bases 246 to 701 code for a protein of 151 amino acids. The transcript has a single exon. The record is from RefSeq and is a predicted model, not a curated record. Lineage: Eukaryota; Metazoa; Arthropoda; Insecta; Coleoptera; Lampyridae.